This is a messenger RNA of Phoenix dactylifera (date palm), 2759 nucleotides long. The record is from RefSeq and is a predicted model, not a curated record. Lineage: Eukaryota; Viridiplantae; Streptophyta; Magnoliopsida; Arecales; Arecaceae.
CUCGAAAACGAGAGCUCCUCCCAAAAGAAACAACUCCUCCGAAAAGAAGGCAGACCGCGUCGGGGGUUUUCUUCUUCCCCACUGCCGUCUUCCUCCCCUCCUUCGCUAAUGCUACGGAGGUAACGAUCUCGUCUCUCUCCUUUCAAUUUCGGCUCUGUUUCCAUUCGAUUCGCCGCUUCGAGAGUUCUGGUUCGAGACUCUUCGCGGUGGGAACCGUCGGAGCUCCCGCGUAUUCUAGGUACUGAAGCCUUUGCUGUUUGGAGUUUUGGAAGUGGAUAUUUUCAUUAAGGUCCAUUGUUAAAAGUUGUCUGGAACUUUCUAUGCCUCUCUAUAAAAGGAAACCCUUUUCCCUGGUGGAGUCACCGCAGCAUUUGGAUCCACAAGAGCUUGUUUUCCAAGUUCGUUUUACAAAGGAGAUAUUCCAGGAUUAUCAAAAAUAUUUGAAGCGAUUGAAUCUUUACCGCCAAAGAGUCUGGACAUGUAAAGUUACUGGGAAAACUAAUUUAACUUAUGAAGAAGCUUUUGUCUCAGAGCGUCGUGCAAUGGAGAAGGUUCAACAAUUCCCUAAGGAAUUAAUGGCUCCUGUACUUCAUAUGAUCCAAUACAGUUCUCUCAGUUUAAAAGAUCUUGUCAAUGAAAUUUACAUCAAGUUACAAGAACGUCUGUUUGAAGGCUUAGAAUUGCAUGGGAGGAAAGAACAGUCUGUUUUUGCAUGCAAAAUCUUGAUGAUUUUAGAUGAUGGACACAACAUGCAGUACAAAGUGGGUUGGGUUGAUAAAGGUAAGAAAGUAACUGACACUUCAAUAAUCAAGGCUGAAGAUCUGAUACGAAAGAAGCCACCAUUUAGUAGGAAUAUACUGAAAGCAUUUAUUAGAGAAUCAACUUCAAAGAGUGCCCCAUGGGUGGUUCAUGAAAAUCUUGCAAAGAAGCAUGGGAUUUCUACUGAAUUUCCUGAAGAAUUGAGGGAUAAGCUUACCAUUCGAAAUGGCAAAGAACGCAAGAAUGCAGGAAGAAACAAUAUUAUGGAUGCCGGGGAUAACAGAAUCAACAAAAAAAGGAAAAACACUAAAAAUGAAAAUUUGGAAGGCAUGGAUAUGAUCAAUAAAAAAAUAAAGAAAGGCCCUAAAUCUGCAGAGGAAGAAAAGAUGAAAGAAAAGCCAGUCAAAUACCCUAUUGAUGACCUCUUAGUGCAGCCUGGUGCAGAUGAUCCUGUUUUCACAGACCGUCCUACUCUGUCUACGGAUUUUUGUGUGCCUAUGGAUUGUCUUGGUGACCUCCUUAUGGUUUGGGAUUUUUGCUCUUCUUUUAACAGGUUGUUGCAUUUGUGGCCAUUUUCUCUUGACGAUUUUGAAAAUGCAAUCUGCCACAAGGACAGCAAUCUUAUGCUCAUUGUGGAAUUGCAUUCUGCAAUUAUCCGCUUGCUUAUUAAAGAUGAAAGUGACUAUUUCAUGGCUAUACAGAACAAAAAACGGAAGUUAAAGAUUACAUUAACCAACUGGUCUGAAUAUUUAUGUGACUUUUUGGAGAUGGAAGAUAGGGUAGAAUUAUCAAGCCAUGUGACAACUAUAAAACGGGGGCAUUAUGGUCUUCUUGACAUCUAUGUAAAACUGGGAAUUCUCCGAGAAUUGGUUUCAGAGGCUCUCUCAACUGAUGCUGUUAGAGAGAAGUUGGAUGACUGCAUUGAACAGCAGCAGGCACUUGCAGCCACAAGAAGGGAGGGAACUAGAAAGAAGAAAGAUGACCAGCAUCUGAAAGAAGAAGAGACUGACGUCAAAGAAAUGGAUCAGGAACACAUUGUGGGCAAUGGCAAAGAAAACUCAUGCAAUUCUGCUUUAGCACAAGGAACUAAGAGCGUUCAUUCAUUUAAGAACAACCACAUUUCACAAAAUGGAGAUAGUAAGUGUGAUUUAUCAAACUCUAGGGAAACUGCAAAUAAGCUGAGGAUGGAUGAUGGAGGUGGCAUGGAGAGAGUAAAGAGUUUAUCUGGUACCAAGGAUAAUAUGAAGGGACAGAGAAGAGGGAAGGACAAAGACAAAGAGGCUCGAGAGAAGAAACCUGAAGACCGGGAACGACACCUUGAAAGGGAGAUAGAGAAAUUAUCCAUACGUACUGCUUCAUUAGGGAAAGACAGAAACUACAACAGAUAUUGGUUCUUCAGACGUGAAGGUAGACUUUUUGUUGAAAGUUCAGACCAUAAGCAGUGGGGCUACUAUAGUGCCAAGGAGGAGCUCGAUGCACUUAUGGGCUCAUUAAAUCCAAAAGGUGAGAGGGAGAGAGCCCUUCAGAGACAGUUGGAGAAAUACUAUCAUAGGAUAAGUACGGCAUUACAGAAGAGAUCAAAAGAUGUUGCUCAAAAAAUCCUCCUUGAGGAAGCGGUGCUCAGGCGGUCUACACGUGUUCGGGCCCAACCGAGGGAUAGCCCAGCUAUGGCAUUCCUCAGGUAUGUUAACAAGUGGAAGGAGAAUUGAUAUAGCAAAUGUUGCUAGUAGGGGAUUAUAUAAUGGAUUGGCAAUUUCUGUUGCUGUGCCAAAUCCCUCGUGCAAAUAUGUGGAUGAUGUGCCAUUUGUCUCAAGGCCUUAUUACAGAAGCAAAGAAAGCAAAACCUAAUGAUCCAAAGGAAAAUCCACCUAGAAGACCUGCAUCAUGUGUUCUGAUUCUUCCACCUCAUCUCAUACUUCAAUUGACUUGUUGCAUAUUACAUGGUUUUAUGGUAUAUAUGACAUGGACAUUAUUAAUGCAAUCAAUUUUAAUUCUAUUUA